AUGGCUGCCUCUCUGGUUUCUCCCCGCGCGAGCCACGCGCUCUUUUACCUCGGGAUCUUCGCCUGCGUGCUCAUCCCGUCGCUCGUCCACGCCGCCGAGACGUGCGGCUGGAAUCCUGAAUCCGCGGAAGCCAAGGAAUGGCAGGGCGAGUUCUUCCCCGCAAUCCCCAAGAUAGUCUACGAAGGCCCAUCCUCCCGUAACACCUUCGCCUUUCGCUACUACAACGCGGAUGAGGUCAUUCUCGGCCGUCCGAUGAAGGAAUGGCUGCGAUUUGCCGUGGCGUUCUGGCACACGUUCCGCGGCGACGGAUCGGACCCGUUCGGCUCCCCCACGAAGCACUGGCCGUGGGAGGACGGCACCAACUCUCUCGCCAUGGCCAAGCGCCGCAUGCGCGCGGCGUUCGAAUUCAUGUCGAAGCUCGGCGCGCAGUUCUGGUGCUUCCACGACCGCGACAUCGCUCCGGAGGGCGCAACGCUCGCGGAAUCCAACGCAAAUCUCGACGAGGUGGUUGCGCUGGCGGCGGAGCUGCAGGCGCAGACGGGCAUCCGCCCGCUGUGGGGGACGGCGCAGCUGUUCAAGCACCCGCGGUACCGCCACGGCGCGGCGACCAGCCCCGUCGCGAGCGUCUAUGCAUUCGCCGCGGCGCAGGUGAAAAAGGCGAUGGAGGUGACGCACCGCCUGGGCGGCGAGAACUACGUGUUUUGGGGCGGACGCGAGGGGUACUCGAGCUUGGUUAACACGGACAUGGGGCUCGAAUUGGACCAUCUGGCAAAAUUCCUCGCCAUGGCUGCGGAUUGGAGAGAGAAAUUAGGGUUCAAAGGCACGCUGUUGAUGGAGCCCAAGCCGCAGGAGCCGACUAAGCACCAAUACGACUGGGACGCCGCCACCACGCUGGGGUUUCUUGUGCGCUACAACCUCACGCGGCUCGACGCUGCUACAGGCACGCUACAGCCGUUCAAGCUGAACCUGGAGUGCAACCACGCGACGCUGGCGGGGCACAGCUGUGAGCACGAGCUGGAGACGGCGCGCAUCGCGGGCGUGCUGGGCGGCGUGGACGCGAACACGGGCGACGCGCAGACCGGGUGGGACACGGAUGAGUUCCUAACCGACCCCGCUGCCGCGACGCGCGUGAUGCUGGCCGUCGUGCGCAACGGCGGCCUGGCGCCGGGGGGAAUUAACUUCGACGCGAAGUUGCGGAGGGAGAGCACGGACGUGGAGGACUUGUUCAUCGCGCACAUCGCGGGUAUGGACGCGCUCGCACGAGGGCUGCGCAGCGCGGCCGCUAUUAUCGAGGCUGGGGACCUGGACAAGCUGGUGCGGGGGCGGUAUGCCAGCUGGAAGGAGGGGAUUGGUGCGCGGAUUGAGAAGGGUGAGGUGGGAUUUGAGGAGCUGGAGGCGGCGGUGAUGGCGGAUGGGGGCAAGGAGCCGGAGUUGUACUCUCUCGUCACCACAUUCGAGUUGGACAUGUCGACAACUGCUGCUCCCACGGCCAACGGGUUGACGCUCCUCGACGUGCGCGGGAGGAAGGUGUGCGAGAACGACACGACACCGCCGAUCAAGGCAUCCACCAUGGACGAGCUUCACCGGCUGCAGAAGAAGAAGUCCAACCCGACCACGCCAAGGGGCUCCACGGGCGGCGAUCAGAACGGCGAGAAAUUCCAGCAGCAGCUCGAGUCUAUCAGUGCGUCUCUGGCAUCUCACGUGCGGGAGCACGGGCCCAAGAUUGUGACGAGCAAGUGCAAGCCGGCGUCGCAGGGCCACAGGGCGGUCGCUCCGUCGCAGCCGUGCGUCAGCGACAGCUCGCUCAAGCUCACGCACGUGCUCUACAACCUGUCGCCUGCUGAACUCUACGAGCAGGCGAUCAAGUACGAGAAGGGGUCGUUCAUCACGUCGUCCGGCGCCUUGGCGACGCUCUCGGGAGCCAAGACGGGGCGAUCGCCCAAGGACAAGCGCGUCGUCAAGGAGGAAACGUCCAGCGACGACCUGUGGUGGGGCGAGGGGUCGCCCAACAUCGAGAUGGACGAGGAGACUUUUCUGGUGAACCGCGAGAGAGCUGUGGACUACCUCAACUCGCUCGACAAGGUGUUUGUGAACGACCAGUUUCUCAACUGGGACACGGAGCACCGGCUCAAAGUGCGCAUCGUCUCUGCACGCGCCUACCACGCACUCUUCAUGCACAACAUGUGCAUUCGGCCGACAGCAGAGGAGCUGGAGAGCUUCGGCAAGCCGGAUUUCACCAUCUACAACGCGGGGCAGUUCCCGUGCAACCGCUUCACGCACUACAUGACGUCGUCCACGAGCAUCGACCUGAACCUGCAGCGCAAGGAGAUGGUCAUCCUGGGCACGCAGUACGCGGGCGAGAUGAAGAAAGGGCUCUUCUCCGUCAUGCACUACCUCAUGCCCAAGCGUGGCGUGCUCUCGCUGCACUCUGGCUGCAACAUGGGCAAGGCGGGGGAUGUGGCGCUCUUCUUUGGGCUGUCGGGCACGGGCAAGACGACGCUGUCGACGGACGAGAACCGGGAUCUGAUCGGGGAUGAUGAGCACUGCUGGACGGACAACGGCGUGUCGAAUAUCGAGGGCGGGUGCUACGCCAAGUGCAUCGGGCUGUCGGCGGAGAACGAGCCGGAGAUCUUCAACGCCAUCAAGUUCGGCACAGUGUUGGAGAACGUGGUGUUUGACGAGCACACACGCGAGGUGGACUACGACGACAAGUCGGUCACGGAGAACACGCGCGCGUCUUACCCCAUCGAGUUCAUCCCCAACGCGCGCAUCCCCUGCGUCGGUCCGCACCCCAAGAACGUCAUCCUGCUCGCAUGUGAUGCGUUCGGCGUGCUGCCACCCGUCAGCCGCCUCUCCCUGCCGCAGACCAUGUACCACUUCAUCAGCGGCUACACCGCGCUGGUGGCGGGCACGGAGGACGGCGUGAAGGAGCCGCGCGCAACCUUCUCCGCGUGCUUCGGCGCAGCGUUCAUCAUGUGGCACCCCACCAAGUACGCCGCGAUGCUCGCGGAGCGCAUGCAGCGGCACGGCGCGACGGCGUGGCUGGUGAACACGGGGUGGUCGGGCGGAAGCUACGGCGUGGGGCAGCGCAUGAAGCUGAAGCACACGCGCGCCAUCGUGAACGCCAUUCACGACGGCUCGCUGCUCGACGCGACGUACAGCGCGACGCCCAUCUUCGGCCUGCAGGUCCCGAAUGCCGUCAACGACGUGCCGUCGGAGAUUCUCAUGCCGCAGAACAUGUGGGAGGACAAGGCGGCGUACGAGGCGACUCUGGUGAAGCUGGCGCGGCUGUUCCAGGAUAACUUUAAGAAGUUCGCCGAGUAUGACGGCAACGGAAGUGACGGCAAGCUUGCGGCGGAUAUUCUCGCUGCGGGGCCGCAGCUCUAG
Messenger RNA from Closterium sp. Naga37s-1, 3387 nucleotides. The record is from the annotation of a GenBank genome assembly. Lineage: Eukaryota; Viridiplantae; Streptophyta; Zygnematophyceae; Desmidiales; Closteriaceae.